AGAGCGACGCCUUCCCCGCCAGCGUCAGGGAGAUGAGCCGGCUGCUGCAGGAGGCCGUGCUGACGCAGGACGCGCCCACGCCGCCCGAGUCCCCCAGCCACUCGCCCGCCACCACGCCCACACCCUGGCACCAGAAGGACCCCGCGCCCCCCUCCUCCGGAAGCGAGGGGGCCGCGGAAGCAGGCACGGCGGCAGGCGGCGCGGCCUCCCUCGGCGGCGGGGGCACUGACGGCUCUGCGGGCGCUCAAGUCUCCGAGAGCGGGUCACGCGAAGGGGGCGGGGCCAACGCGGAGGUGGGCGGGGCCUCCGAGGCGGCGGGGGGCGGCGCGAGCGACAGUGCGCGGCCCGCCAGUCCCGCGAGCGGCGGCAGCGGCUCGAGCGGCCCCGUCAGUCUGUCGCAGAUCCUCGAGCGACCCGUGUAUGCCGGCGCCGCGUCCGUUGCCGCAGCGCCCUCCGUGUCAUCCGCCGCCGGCCAGCCCCCGCCGUCCCCCCGCCCGCCCCGCCACCACGCGCCCGCCGGCCCCCAGGAGCCCCCCGCAAGGGCGCCCCCGAAGCAGGCGUGCCCCAUGCCGGUGGCCACGAUGGGCAAUGGCACGUCAGGGCACUCUGGCGGAGGCCACCACCACCACCACGCGCACCACAACCACGGCGGCGCCCCCCCCUCGGCGCCGGGGGGGGCCGGCCCCGGGAACGGCCGCGGCGGAGGGGGAGGAGGGGGUGGAGGCCCCGCCGCCAAGCCCGUGUACCCCGAGGACUACAACUACCUCAAGGGGCUAGUGCCCGAGCUCAAGAGUGACAUCAGGGAGCGCGACCUCCGCAUCGACCUCCUCGAGUCCGAGAUGCUGGACCUCCGGCGCCAGGUCAAGCGCAAGACGGAGGAGCUCACGAGGCUGCAGCGGGAGGUGCACAAGCUGAGGAGCGUCCUCCAGCAGCAGGCGGUCCGGUUCCACGAGCAUGGCGACCUCCUGGCCACCCUGCACGAGCAGCACUCCAUGGCCGGCCAGGGCUCCAUGACCAAGAAGCAGGGCGUCUCCGGAGAGUCCUGCUUCCAGAAUAAGACGGCGGAGAAGAUACACAUCCAGAGAUUCGACAAGGACUUCAGAUCAAAACAGCUGAUCAAGGACGCCAUCAUGGACAAUGACUUCCUUAAGAACCUCGACACCAGCCAAGUACGCGAGAUUGUCGACUCUAUGUACCCGCAGGAGUUUCCCGCCGGGUCGUGGGUCAUCAGAGAGGGAGACGUGGGUUCGCAUCUGUACGUGUCGGCGAUGGGCGAGCUCGAGGUGGUGAAGGACGGCGACAUCCUGGGCAGGAUGUCCUCGGGGAAGGCCUUCGGGGAGCUCGCCAUCCUCUACAACUGCACCAGGACGGCCAGCGUCAAAGCCGUGACCAACUCCAAGCUGUGGGUGCUGGACCGCCGCGUGUUCCAGCAGGUCAUGAUGCGCACCGGCCUCAAGCGCAUGGAGGAUAACAUCAACUUCCUCACCUCGGUGCCACUCCUGCAAAACCUCAACAAAGACCAUCUGAGCAAGAUCGCCGAUCGGCUCGAAGUUGAUUUCUAUGCUCCCGGAACCUACAUUAUCCGACAAGGAACUAGUGGAGAUUCCUUCUACAUCUUGCGCUCAGGGAAGGUCCGGGUUACGCAGCGGAUACCAGGCAAGGGCGACGAGGAGGAGAUCCGCGUCCUGGAGAAGGGCAGCUACUUCGGCGAGCAGGCGCUGCUGCGGGAGGAGUGCCGCACCGCCAACGUGAUCGCCAUGGCACCCGGCGUCGAGUGCCUCACGCUGGAUCGAGAACACUUCAUCCAGCUGAUCGGCGACCUCUCGGAGCUCCGCGAGAAGGACUAUGGGGACGAGACGCGCGGAGUCACUCGGCCUACGACGGCGCCGCAUAACGUGGACGCGGUGGCAGAGUACGCCUACAUCCGUCUCGACGACCUGGACGUCGUAGCCACCCUGGGCGUGGGCGGCUUCGGGCGGGUGGAGUUGGUCCAGUACGCCCACGACAAGUCCAUGACCUUCGCCCUCAAGUGCCUUAAGAAGCAACAUAUUGUGGAGACGCAGCAGCAGGAACACAUCUUCUCCGAGAAAAGAAUCAUGAUGGCCGUCAGGAACCCCUUCAUUGCCAGGCUGUACAAGACCUUCCGUGACAACAAGUACGUGUACAUGAUGAUGGAGGCUUGUCUGGGCGGCGAAGUGUGGACCAUCCUGCGGGACCGCGGCUGGUUCGACGACCUCACCGCCCGCUUCUACACCGCCUGCGUCGUGGAGGCGCUGGAGUACCUGCACGCCAAGAACAUCAUCUACAGAGACCUCAAGCCGGAGAAUCUGCUGCUGGACUCCACGGGCUAUGCCAAGCUGGUCGACUUCGGCUUCAGCAAGCGGCUCGGGGCCAGCAGCAAGACGUGGACCUUCUGCGGCACCCCCGAGUACGUGGCGCCCGAGAUCAUCCUGAACAAGGGCCACGACAAGGCAGUCGACUACUGGUCCAUCGGCAUCCUCAUGUACGAGCUGCUCACGGGAACCCCCCCCUUCACGGCCUCGGACCCCAUGAAGACGUACAACAUCAUCCUGAAGGGCAUCGACAUGGUGGACUUCCCGCAGCACCUCUCGCGCAACGCCAUCUCGCUCAUCAAGAGGCUCUGCCGGGAGGCGCCGGCGGAGAGGCUCGGCUACCAGAGGGCGGGCAUCCAGGACAUCAAGAAGCACAAGUGGUUCCAGGGCUUCGACUGGGAUGGCCUGCGAGCGAGGGUUCUGCAGCCACCCAUCAUCCCCAAGAUCAAGGGACCUGCCGAUGCGGGCAACUUUGACUCUUACCCUCGAGAUGUGGAGGUUCCCACGGAUGAACUCAGCGGAUGGGACUUGGACUUCUAGAGGCCGGGACGCAGUGGGGGCUCUCUGCCGGGAGACUGUGACUUGAACUCUGUCGCGCUCAGUGAAGAGUGGAGUGAUGAUUAUUUGUGGCCUGGUUCUUGUUUAAAGCACGAAGGUAUUGGAGAUGCGCAGGAAAUAUUUGGUAUAUGUAUUGGAAAUAUGUGAUUGGAAGGAAGGUUGAAAAGUGAAUAACAUCAAUUUUCAGAUAUUUCAUGGCCUAUGAUACUGCCUUUUCCACUAAUAGAGACAAUAACUAUUUUGGCAAUAGUCUAUGUAGCUACAUUAAUUUACACACACACACACACACACACACACACACACACACACACACACACACACACACACACACACACACACACACACACACACACACACACACACACACAUACACACAACAAUUUUUCAUGUGCAUCUAUCACAUAUGAAUAACAGAAAUCAAGGAUGGUAUUAUAGUGCUGUGCUCAUGGAAUUUUCACUCUGAAGGAUAUCUCUUGAAAGAGUCAGCAUGCAAAGAGAGAAAUGUGUUGGCAUGUAUUCCCCUGAUGUGAAUUGAUGAAAAAGUUUCUGAUGCCUGACAUGUUGUAUUCCUAUUAAGGCUGUUCAACUUAACAGCACUUAUUGAUUAAAAAAAAAAGUGUUCUGCCUUUUAUUAAGUCAGUCACUGGAAUACCUCAAUAGAAGAUCAACAUCUGAAUGCAUUUGGUGGUUUUGCUUGAGGAGGUUCAGCAUAAUAGAAAAUAUGACUCAUUUGUCUAUUUACAUUGCCGUGUCUUUAAAGUCUAAGGCACAAAUUCCUCCCAUCUUCUCAAACUCUCCGUUGAGGCAUGAACAGUAAUCCAUGCUUCAGAAAUCUACAAAAGGAUUCAUCACCUGAUUUAGUUCAGAGGUUGAAUAUGAACACAACUUCUAUGAUGAAAUGUACACUAAGUCCAUAGUUUGUGCACUCAGGUACUUGAGAAGAAGACCUCUGCUCCCAGUGCAUCACACUGUCUAGACGCCUUAUUACCUGGAUAGGAGUGAGAGCUGCAAAGGGUGAUGCUUAAGUGCUGAGUGAACCAGAAAAAUGGAAAAGUAGAGCAGAGGAAAAGGUGGAGAAAUAACACUCAAAUUAUUUUUUUAAUAAUGAUUCCUCUCUCUCAAGAAAAAAAGACUUGAGGUGAAAUGACUGUGCAGACAAGGUCUGAUGUUUCAUUUAAAACAGAAUAUUAUGAUCCUAUUUUUAAAAAUUUUCUUGUAUUUUGAAUCUUUUUUUGUAUGAAAAUUAUUUAUCAGCGUUAGUAAAGAUUUAUUGCAUAAUUUUCUUCUUCCUCUUUCAUAUGCAUUGAUUCUUUGUGAAAGGAUCAGCAAGAAUUUCUUUACUGUGCUAUUUGUCUUUUCUUAAGAUAUUGCCUAGGGAAAUGCUGGCAGACUGUGCUGUACAUACCCUCUGUCAGAGCAUCUUUUGUAAAUAAAUUUCAAAAUAUUUUAUUCUAGGAAGGUACUUGAAUAUUAGCCUUAUUAUUUGAUAUGCACUUCAUGAUGUUUAAAGAGCUUUGAACAUAGAAGUUCAUGAAUGCUUGAAUGAAAGACUGAGUGAAUGGUUAUCAAUGAUUGCUUUAGUAUUGAGAAGGAAUCUAAAAAUAUGAUUUCUUCAAAAGCAAUUCAGCUAAAUCUAUUGAGAAAAAAAAAAUCAGUCAUUUUUCUGGAAUGAUGAUUAAUGCAGUCUCUGAUAGAUAAACAAAUAAAACAAUAGUCAUAAACUUCAGAAUUCCUGUAUUCACAUUCAUUCUGAAGGCAUAAAGAAUUCAUAGGGAAGGUGUAUAUUUGCCUCUUCCGAAUGCAGUUAUACCUGUUGAAUGUAUUGCUAGAUGUUAGAGUCUUUUAGUUUUGUUUUUUGGUUAGGUAUAAUGUCCUUUCUUUGCUACUGCCAGAAUGCAUGUGUUAUGGAAAAUGUGUAAUAGCCACAGUCACAUUUGCACAAGAUAAGCUUUAAGGAUAUGCAUCUGCCUUUUCAUCUCUUAUUACCGGGACUGGAGCGUAAGCCUUCUUUUAAGUUCUUAUCCCUAUUUUCGUCCUCUUUUGAAGUUCGAUGUUACUUCCAGAUUUCUUGUAUGAAAAUUUCUUGUAUGCAUUGUUUUACUCUAUUUUUUUUUUUUUUUGUAGCCUGAUAUUCACUAUUGUUUUUUAUCCUUUUUAGGUUAGGUAAAUGUAAUUUUAAAAAUCUAUAUUUGCUUAAUCAGAUAUUGAUUAAUAUACAGUAAUAACCUCUAUGCCUGAUUGAUCACUAAUGAAAGUUAUACACAUAUCUGAUUCUUAUUAGCCAUUA
Penaeus indicus is the source of this 5178-nucleotide messenger RNA. RefSeq names its product cGMP-dependent protein kinase, isozyme 1-like. The record is from RefSeq and is a predicted model, not a curated record. Gene Ontology annotation, biological process: protein phosphorylation. NCBI's taxonomy places the organism in Eukaryota, Metazoa, Arthropoda, Malacostraca, Decapoda, Penaeidae. Bases 33 to 2873 code for a protein of 946 amino acids. Gene Ontology annotation, molecular function: cGMP-dependent protein kinase activity; ATP binding. The transcript is spliced from 14 exons.